AUGGAGCUGCGCGCGGGCCUCCCGGCGCUACGCGCGCCGGCCCCCUGCUUGAGGCCGCGGGCCUGUCGUCGGCCUGCCGCCCGUGCUUGCAGCACUGAUCGCCGGGUGCGCCCGUCGAGUCAAUUCCAAUUGUCGGCCCGCCCCGGCCCGCCAUUUGGGUGUUGCCGAAGUUUGUUCGGUCGCGCCGUGGUCUGUUUGACUUUGGGCGAUCGAAUUACGUGGGGCGCCGGCAGGGGGAGGGGCAAGAACAUACAAACAAAAGUUGGCCGCGGCCGCCGUUCGACGAUGGAGCGCGCGCACGCACAAGCAUGGUUGUUAAAGCGAAAUAACAAGCGCAAGCCCAGUCGCGAGCUAGUCAAUGCAUAG
Molecule: messenger RNA, 366 nt
Organism: Amoebophrya sp. A120
Lineage: Eukaryota; Dinophyceae; Syndiniales; Amoebophryaceae
Source: the annotation of a GenBank genome assembly